GAGUAUAGAGAUGCGAGUUUGGGAUGUUUCUCAGUGAGGGCUAAUAAUACAAAAAGCUUAUCCAGAAAAAGUUAUACUUAACAAGAAGACUGGUUUGACUUUCUAGUUAUCUCAUUAACAACGUUUAAGAGCAGCUACUUCCAUUAUUGAGACUUUAUCAUAGUAUAGAAUGGUCAGGAGGUCAUGGGUUCUGGUUAAGACAUUGCCACAUGUUAUCAUCCCUUUACACAACCCUAGGGAAAAUACAUGUCAAGGUACUAUGUGCAGAGCACCGAGUACAGGCUUUUUUCUACCUAAAUAUCUUAUUUAAUGCUACAAAGUAAUUGAUAACCCCAUUACCUCAGAGGCUGAGUCACAGAAGUCAUAGAACUGUCAUUUGGCAGGCACCAAAAAUCAAACACACGUUUUCCCUCAUACUGUGCUGCCUUACUGAGACACCAGACUGCAUGUGUACAAAAUAAUGCAAUUUUUCAACUUUGUGUCUUUUAUAGUUCAUUGUUUUUGCCUCUUUUUUCCCUGAUAGGUCAUAAAGUUUCUUGGCGAUGAACAGGACCAGAUAACAUUUGUCACCAGAGCUGUCAGAGUGGUUGACCUCAUUACCAACCUGGAUAUGGCAGCUUUUCAAUCCCACAGUGGACUUUCUAUCUUCAUUUAUAGACUUGAGCAUGAAGUAGAUUUGUGCCGAAAAGAAUGUCCAUUUGUGAUCAAGCCAAAGAUCCAGAGACCCAGUACUACACAAGAAGGAGAGGAAAUGGAAACUGAUAUGGAUGUUGCAGAUGUGACUAUGGAAAGCAGUCCAGGCUCAUCCAUCUCUAUGGAGCACAGGCUGGAUGUUGAAUUAAGGGCAUCAGGUUCCAGCAGCAGCACUAACAUCUCUUCUGGCCCCAGCCCUGGUCCCGGUCCCGGUCCCGGCCCCGGCCCCGGCCCUGGCCCCGGUCCCGGCCCCGGCCCCGGCCCUGGCCCCGGCCCCGGCCCUGGUCCCGGUCCCGGCCCCGGCCCCGGCCCCGGCCCUGGCCCCCGUCCUGGAGUCCAGUGUAUUCCACAACGAGCAGCACUUCUGAAAUCCAUGUUGAAUUUCCUCAAGAAGGCCAUCCAAGACCCUGCUUUCUCAGAUGGCAUACGGCAUGUGAUGGAUGGUUCUCUGCCUACCUCCCUGAAACACAUCAUCAGCAAUGCAGAAUACUAUGGCCCAUCACUCUUCCUCUUAGCUACUGAAGUGGUGACUGUGUUUGUAUUUCAAGAACCAUCACUGCUCUCCUCACUCCAGGAUAAUGGAUUGACAGAUGUCAUGCUGCAUGCACUGCUUAUCAAAGAUGUUCCUGCUACCCGUGAAGUCCUUGGCUCCCUCCCAAAUGUAUUCAGCGCGCUCUGCUUGAAUGCCCGAGGUCUUCAGUCUUUUGUUCAGUGUCAGCCUUUUGAACGCCUCUUCAAAGUUCUUCUGUCUCCAGAUUACCUCCCGGCCAUGCGGAGGAGGAGGAGUUCUGAUCCCCUUGGUAAGUUGUUAGGAUUUACUUUAAAAUAGAAAAUUGAUUUAGUUUGCAAGGAAACUCUUCCUUGAUCUCUUUUCAUCAUUUCACUGGUUAGGUGUGCUAAGUUUAAAGGGAAUUACCACCAUACAUUCUAUUAUAGGUUGGAAGGAAUACGUCAUCUUUAGC
This is a messenger RNA of Cebus imitator (Panamanian white-faced capuchin), 1655 nucleotides long. RefSeq names its product E3 ubiquitin-protein ligase HUWE1-like. Lineage: Eukaryota; Metazoa; Chordata; Mammalia; Primates; Cebidae. The record is from RefSeq and is a predicted model, not a curated record. Bases 611 to 1522 code for a protein of 303 amino acids. The transcript is spliced from 7 exons.